UUUGCAACUAUUUUCAUCUAUUAUAUCCAACAUUUCAGAUAAUUGAUAUAAUUAUUUUAAUUUGAUUUCAACAGAAAUGAAGCUUACGGGACUUAUUCAACCAACCAACCAAAAUAAGAAUACUUCCUUUAAAUGGAAAAACCGUUUUCAAGAUUUGAAACAAUUGAGAAAUUGGAACAUAAACGUGGCUAAACUUUAUACAUACCAUUCCUUAUCUUACAGUAUAUUCAACACUACGAAAGAUAGAAUAAUUUAGACUUGUUAUCAGUAAUUAAUCAUAGUUAUUCCGAAAAGCCAGGAUAUAAAUAUCAUUCAAAAAUAUGAUCUUUGUUCUACUAGUGUUAAGCUUUUCUCUUAGAAGUGUAUCGAGCCAGGUUCCUUUGGCAGGAACAUGUCCAAAGGUUGAAGGUCAGGAAGACUUUGAUCUAGACAAGUACUACGGUACAUGGUAUGAGAUCACGAAAUUCUACACGAGUUUCGAGAAUGGACAAAAAUGUAACACAGUCACAUAUAGUCCCAAACUCAAUGGCCAUAUUGAGAUAUUCAACGAAGGCUUUGACAAAGAAUACCAUGAAAUUAAUACUACGGAUGAUGCCUAUAUACCAGACAAGACUGAGAAAUCUACGAUCAAGGUCCAGUUCAGCCAAGGUGCGCCGUACUCGGACUACUGGAUCCUCGACACGGACUAUGCCACAUACUCACUGAUUUUCUCGUGCAUCAACAUCUCUGACGUUAGUCACCUUGAGUAUUCAUGGAUUCUCGCUCGAAAACCGUUGCUCGACCACAGCGUUCGCAAACGCCUUUAUCAGAAGUUGGAAUCGUUCAAGGUGGACACCAAACACUUUAUAGACGAUGACCAGUCUAGCUGUUACUGGAGCAUAAAUUGAAUGACUUUUGAUAAUGUUUGUUUUAUAUUACCAGACUAUUUUUAAACGUGUACAACAAGUAAACGUUUUUUUAUUUAUAAAGUUUCAUUAUAUAUUACAUUUCAUU
Molecule: messenger RNA, 993 nt
Organism: Mya arenaria
Lineage: Eukaryota; Metazoa; Mollusca; Bivalvia; Myida; Myidae
Product: apolipoprotein D-like
Exons: 4
Coding region: 321-887 (188 amino acids)
Molecular function (GO): pigment binding
Source: RefSeq, a predicted model, not a curated record